Molecule: messenger RNA, 5253 nt
Organism: Ochlerotatus camptorhynchus
Lineage: Eukaryota; Metazoa; Arthropoda; Insecta; Diptera; Culicidae
Exons: 1
Coding region: 1-5253 (1750 amino acids)
Biological process (GO): DNA integration
Molecular function (GO): nucleic acid binding
Source: RefSeq, a predicted model, not a curated record
AUGGAAGAGCAGCUCAAGGGGCUAGUCAAUCAGAGAGUGGCAGUUCAUGGCAAACUGGCCCGUGUUAACACUGCUUUGCAGUACAGUGCGGAUCAACCGAAUCCGAACAUUAGAAACAUUCAUUUUCUUCAGUUCCACAAAAAGACUGUAGAGAACUGUUAUAACGAGUGCAAUAGUAUUCAGAAUCAGAUUUAUGUACUACCACUCUCUGAAGACCGCCAAGAAGAAGAAACCGAGAGCUACAUCGAAUUCGAGUCGCUAUACAACGACGUUUCCGUUCAAUUGUGUAUGUUGAUCGAGGCGGUGACGAAAACAGAAACUGAUCUGAUUCUCCCGGUCGGACAUCCGAAUCCAGUUCCACCGUUUCCAAUCCAUCCGUAUCUCCCACCGCUACAAGUGCCCUUGCCGACAUUCGACGGCUCUUACGAAAAGUGGUAUUCGUUCAAGUCUUUGUUUACCACCGUGAUGAACCGCUACCAGCAGGAGGAACCAGCAUUGAAACUGUUCCAUCUGCGAAACAGUCUUGUCGGGCAAGCAGCUGGCAUCAUCGACGAAGAUUUGAUAAAUAAUAAUGAUUAUGAUGCCGCAUGGAUGUUGCUUACACAGCGGUACGAAGAUAAACGUGUCGUUGUUGACAAACACGUUGAAAAUCUAUUCAACCUGCCGAAGGUUAGCCAGGAGAACGCAGCGAACAUGAGGAAAUUGAUCGACAGCAGCACCAAGAACGUGGAGGGCUUGCGGCAUCAGAACUUACCGGUGGAUGGACUCGGAGAACAGAUGCUGGUGAAUCUUAUCGCAGCGAAGAUGGAUAAAAGGCUCCGGGUGGCCUGGGAAGCCCGUCAGAAGAAGAAUGUGCUAUCGACGUACGCUGCAACGAUAGACUUUCUGCAAGAGCAGUGUCGAAUUUACGAAAAGCUCGACGCGAGUAUGAAGCCGUUGACGGAGAGUGCUAAACCGAAAGCGAUGGCUAGGAGCCAUACGCUAGUGACAAGUGAUAUGAAGAAUGACAAGUUUGAAUACAAAUGUCCAGUGUGUAAGGCAAGCCAUGAACUUUGGAAGUGCGAGGCCUACAAAAACAAAAGUGUCAGUGAGAAAUACGAAGUGCUAAAAAGGUGCGGCGCCUGCUUCAACUGCUUAGGGAGAGGCCACCGAACCAGUGCAUGUGCAUCGUCACGUUCUUGUCGGGAAUGUGGCAAGAAACAUCACACUACGCUCCACGUUGAAGACGCAUUUAAAAACGUGAACAGCUCCACUUCCUCAAAUACGACUGAUUCUUCCACGCCAGUCGUAAAACCAGCUGGAAACCUGAUGACCAGCACUACAGCAGGAACGUCAACAACCCUGUGUGCUGAGAAUUCCGAGAAGCAGACCCUGCUUUCUACUGCCGUUGUUUUGGUCAACGGCUUGUGCAGCACUCCAUAUCCAUGUCGUGUGCUUCUGGAUUCCGCUUCGCAAAUGAAUUUUGUGACAGAACGAUUUGCGAACCUACUCUCACUGAAAAUGGUACCUGCUAACUUCACGGUUAGCGGUCUGAACGGCAAGAAAACUAGGAUUUGCCGUAUGCUGCGCACCACGAUUAGGUCUUGUCACGCUGACUUCACUACUGACCUAGAUCUACUGGUUACCCCACGAAUCACUGGUGAUCUGCCGGUGAAAUCAUUCGAUGUUUCGGAGUGGCCCAUCUCGAGCGAGCAGGUGCUGGCCGAUCCGACGUUCAACAAUCGAGGACGUGUCGAUAUGUUAAUCGGCGCUGAAUACUUCUGGAACCUGAUGGAGGAUGGCCAAAUCGAACUUGGUUCGAAUCUUCCAAUACUACGAAACACGAAGCUGGGAUGGAUUGCUGGAGGAAUAAUCGCGAGCGAUGCACCUGUCGUUGCGCGCACUUUCUGUCAAACAACUGACGACGACCCGAUCAUCGAUCUGCUGAAGAGCUUCUACAGGGUGGAGGCUUGUGAUGAAAUUCGCCCAUCCGCUACAGCGGAUGAAGAGAAGUGUGUCGAACAUUUCCGUCGCACACACCUACGAAAUGAGGAAGGGCGGUACAUUGUGCGUCACCCCUUUAACGAACGCAAGCACGAACUAGGAGAUUCACGUGAAAUGGAGCUGAAACGCUUUCUGCACCUGGAGCGGAAGCUAGACAAGCAACCAGAAUUAAAGGAGCAGUACUCGCUGUUCAUCCGAGAGUACGAACAACUCGGGCACAUGCGAGAGAUUCAGGAGACAACGGAGGAACCAGGAUCGGUGUACUAUUUGCCACACCACUGUGUGCUGAGACCCACCAGUACGACGACCAAAUUAAGAGUUGUAUUUGAUGGGUCGGCUAGAACGUCCUCGGGUGUAUCGAUCAACGAUAUACUGAUGACUGGACCAAGUGUUCAGAGUGAUCUCAUCGCGAUUUUGCUUCGUUUCCGAGGAUUCCAGUUCGUCUUUACGCUGGACAUUCCAAAAAUGUUUCGUCAAGUUGGCGUACAUUGGUUAGAUACAAGGUACCUACGCAUUUUUUGGAGGUACAACAAAGAUGACAUCCUGACCGUCCGAGAGCUGCAGACGGUUACGUAUGGCCUGGCAUCAUCACCGUUCCAAGCAACGAUGGCGCUCAAGCAAACUGCAGUUGAUCACAAGGAGGAAUUUCCGGAAGCCGCAAAUAUCGUCGAAAAAGGGACGUACAUGGACGACAUCCUAACAGGUGCCGAUACGCUAGCUGAAGCAUGCAAGCUCCAACGAGAAGUGACGGAUCUGCUGGCGAAGGGAUGCUUUGGCGCUCAUAAGUGGUGUGCCAACCACCCCGAUAUUGUGAAAGGUGUUUCUGAAGAGCUACGAGGAAACUCGUUCGUAGUAUCUGACGAAAAUUCGAAGUCGAUCGUGAAGACUCUUGGCAUGACCUGGGAUCCGGUCGACGAUUGGUUUUCUGUAUCGGUUCCGGAAUACGACGUUUUGGAUGAAGUGACUCGUCGCAAGCUUCUAAGCCAGCUGGCCAAGAUUUUCGAUCCGCUGGGCUUCUUCGGCCCCGUGAUUACAACUGCAAAGCUGAUUCUGCGAGAGGUUGGCGAAAUGCAGAUUGAUUGGGACGAGCCAGUCCCUUCUGAAGUGAGAUCCAAGUGGCUAAAUUUUCGCACAGAAAUAGCCGUCCUUAACAAGGUGCGAAUGCCAAGGUGGAUUUCCUGGAAUGGUGCGUUCAAGUUUGAGCUGCAUGGAUUUGCGGACGCCUCCGACGUGGCGUACGGAGCGUGCCUCUAUACACGAGCAGUUUUUCCAGACGGAUCCGCUCAGAUGAAACUGGUUUGCAGUAAAUCCCGCAUUCUACCGAUGAAGAGGGCGAAAACUAAGGCUGUCACGACUCCUCGUGCUGAACUGUUGGCGGCCUUGUUACUCGCCAAGCUGACUGUGAAGUUGCAGGACGCUACGGAAUUAGACUUCGCGUCGACGAAUCUGUGGAGUGAUUCAAAAAUAGUGUUAGCGUGGAUCAGCAAACCACCGAACGUCUUACAUACCUACGUUUCGAAUCGUGUAAGUGAAAUACAAAAACUUACCCCGAAUUGCAGCUGGAAAUAUAUUCCUACGGACGAGAAUCCGGCCGACCUUAUAUCCCGAGGAGAGCGACCGAAAAAAAUACUCGAGUCUAAGAUGUGGUGGACUGGCCCACCCACAUUCAACGGUUCUGUUGUAGAGAUGACAGAUGUAGUAGCUAUUCCGGAUGAAGAGUUACCGGAAAUGCGUGCUGGCGUAGUACUGGCUGUGACUGCUCUCACCAAAAGAAUGCCAAUGUUUGACAAGAUUAGCGAUUUCACGAAGGUUGUGCGUAGCACAGCCUACCUGGUACGCUUUGCGAUGUUCAUCAUAUCCAGGAAGAAGGAGUUGUUAAAGGGCCCGCUCACUGCUGAAGAAAUAAAGCGGGCAACAAUAGUGAUUGUACGGUUGGUUCAACACGAAACGUUUCAACCAGAGAUUCUCGCCCUGAUGAGCGGCACGGACGCAAAGCAUCGACUCAACGGAUUGAAAGCGUUUUUGGACCCGGAAGACGGCGUGUUACGAGUCGGAGGUCGAAUCAAGCGAGCGUUCAUACCAUACGAUAGUCGACACCAGAUGUUGCUGCCAGCAAAGCACCCGAUCACGGAAGCACUCGUCCGACACCUACAUCUAGAGAACCUUCACAUCGGGCAGAAAGGUCUACUUGCCAUCGUACGACAACGAUUCUGGCCAUUGAACGUGAAAAAUACAAUUCGCAAGGUGAUUCGAAAUUGUAUGGUGUGCUUUCGAGCAAAUCCGUUGAAGACAACUCAGAUGAUGGGUGACUUGCCAUCAUAUCGUAUCCGACCUGCUCCAGCCUUUUCGGACACUGGUGUGGACUACGCUGGGCCUUUUUGGCUUAAGUCAUCGUCUACUGCUCGUAAGCCCUAUAUUACCAAGGCCUACGUGAGUCUCUUUGUGUGUAUGCAAACCCGUGCCAUACAUCUGGAAUUAGUCUCCGACUUGACGACGGCCGCGUUUCUUGCUGCUUUGAGACGAUUCCACAGCCGACGUGGGUAUCCGAAAACAAUGCGCUCUGACAAUGCAACAAACUUUGUCGGAGCCAAGACCGAGUUGCAUGAGCUGUGGCUACUGUUCCAGAACCAAUGUUCUACAGGAAAGAUCGUGAGGUACUGUACCAACAAGGGAAUCGAAUGGUCCUUUAUCCCACCGCGAAGUCCACACUUCGGUGGCAUUUGGGAAGCUGGCGUUAAACAAGUGAAACAUCAUCUCAAGCGUAUUGUCGGAGACCGGAAAUUGACUUUCGAGGAGCUGUAUACUACGCUGACUCAAAUCGAAGCUGUAUUAAACUCUCGACCCCUGGCGCCUAGCUCGGAUGACCCAAACGACUACACAGCUAUAACACCUGCUCACUUCUUGGUAGGCCGCGAGAUGCAAGCCAUUGCUGAACCGUCGUACUUGCAUUUGAAGGAGAACACUUUAUCAAGGUGGCAGCUCGUGCAGACCAUGCUGCAGCACUUCUGGAAACGAUGGACAGCGGAAUACCUGCCGGAACUCCAGACUCGAUCCAAGUGGCUGAAAACGAACGAAAUCAAAGAGGGUUCGCUAGUAUUGCUUGUGGACCAGAACGCACCGCCGCUGCAGUGGCCACUAGGAAGGAUUUCAGCCGUGCACCCCGGACAGGAUAGCGUGACACGUGUCGUUACGGUGAAAACAGCAAAUGGAGGAGAGUUCAAGCGUGCUGUGACGGAGGUCUGUUUGCUGCCAUUUGUCCAUGAGACUUGA